Molecule: messenger RNA, 1510 nt
Organism: Arabidopsis arenosa
Lineage: Eukaryota; Viridiplantae; Streptophyta; Magnoliopsida; Brassicales; Brassicaceae
Source: the annotation of a GenBank genome assembly
AAAGAGGAAAGACGAUUGAUUCAUCUUACCUUCAUCUUCUUUAGAAACAAACAACAAUGUCAUAAAAAGUUUGAUCCUUUCUCUUUAGAUUUGGCUUUCGAAAAUGGCUCGCGAUCGGCGGGAAGGUCUGGAGAUUAAGGUGGUGAAUCCACCGGCGGCGACAAACAAUGUGUCUGUAGAAACGUCUCCGGCGACGGCGACGAGGAGACGGAGACAACAACGAGCUUCGUUCGCUGAGUUUAGACCGUUUAAACUUUGGUUUCCAUGGCUUGUUCCAGCUAUCGUGGUGGCUAACAUUGCCCUUUUUGCCAUUUCGAUGUUUAUUAACAAUUGUCCUAAGAACUCGGCUUAUUGCUCAGCUAGGUUUCUUGGGAGAUUUGCUUUUCAGCCUAUGAAAGAGAAUCCUCUUCUGGGUCCUUCUUCUUUGACAUUGGAGAAGAUGGGGGCUUUAGAUGUAUCAAUGGUGGUUCAUAAUCACGAGGUGUGGCGAUUGUUCACGUGUAUAUGGCUACAUGCUGGAGUUUUUCAUGUUCUUGCCAACAUGUUGAGUCUUAUCUUCAUUGGCAUUCGACUCGAGCAAGAAUUUGGAUUUGUACGCAUUGGAUUGCUUUAUAUGAUAUCUGGAUUUGGUGGAAGUUUGUUAUCUUCUCUCUUUAACCGGGCUGGUAUAUCCGUCGGUGCCUCUGGAGCAUUAUUCGGCUUGCUUGGUGCUAUGCUUUCAGAGCUUCUCACUAAUUGGACUAUUUACGCAAAUAAGUUUGCAGCUCUUUUGACACUCAUCUUCAUCAUAGCCAUUAAUUUAGCAGUAGGUAUUCUUCCACAUGUAGACAACUUUGCCCAUCUUGGAGGAUUCACAUCCGGGUUUCUUCUAGGCUUUGUUUUCUUGAUCCGUCCUCAGUAUGGAUACUUCAACCAGAGGAAUAAUCCUCGCGGUUAUGCUGCACCGUCUGCUAAAUCCAAACACAAGCCAUACCAAUACGUUCUUUGGAUCACCUCUUUAGUGCUUUUAAUAGCUGGAUAUACCACUGGACUCGUAGUGCUUCUUCGAGGGACGGAUCUAAACAAGCAUUGUUCAUGGUGCCAUUAUCUCAGCUGUAUUCCUACGUCGCUAUGGAGCUGUAAAUCUCAAAAUGUCUACUGUGAGUCGAGCCAAAUUGGACAGCAGAUGAACUUGACAUGUAUCGCGAAUGGGAAAACAGAGAUGUACAAGCUUUCUAACGAUAUCCCGUCUCGGGUUCAGCAGUUGUGUUCCCAAUUGUGCCGUUAAUACCACUAAACGUCUAAUUUUUAUACUCUGUAGAAAGUUAGGAAUGUCUUGGGGAAGAGAAAGAUUGUUCAUUUAACAUGAUCAUGCACUUGUGGAUUCUUCUUUCUGAUCAUUGUUUGGUUCCACUUCUUGUUUUGUUGCAUAUGUAUUGACCAUGAUCUAUGUAAUGAGAACAUAGGUGAAGAGAAAGUUGAACCAAGUUUUUGUUAUUUAACAUUUUAAUUAUAAAUCAAGAUGUUUAAU